Molecule: messenger RNA, 3658 nt
Organism: Drosophila virilis
Lineage: Eukaryota; Metazoa; Arthropoda; Insecta; Diptera; Drosophilidae
Source: RefSeq, a predicted model, not a curated record
CGUCGCGUUCACCGAAUGCCACAAAUCUUGGCUAAGAGCGGAGUUGGCAACAGUCAGCUGGACAACUUGUAGAUGUUGAUUUCGUAGCCAAAUAGUGUAAAGUUUUCGUGGCCAAAUUGACUCAAUUAAAAGCUACUCAAAUAUACAAAUAAAAAAAAUCAAAAAAACUUUUAACUCCAAUCAAGCAAUUUUAACUUGCAACAGUUUGUGGCGCGUAUUAGCUAUUGUGUUGCAGCAUGUUGCUAUACGCAAUUAAGUAAACUGUAAUUGGUUUUUGAUUGUGGUUACGUGUAAUUUAAUUGGCUUGGCAAUUAGCUGGGCAAUCAAACAAUUUAAUGAAAUACUGUGAAAUGCGCACAAUAAUCACAAAGCCGUCAGUUUCAUGCUAAAUAUCAGAACUUUUGUAAGAAUACAAAUUUAUCUGUGAACUUAUUUAAUCACUCAGAUACAGUUUUUCAUAGACUCUGUGUUUCUUCGAGCGGGAAAUAUCAAGCAGUGGGUAGCUUUAAAGAGAGCUACAACCAAAAAUAAUUAUUAGAAAUAUUCGCCACAAUAAGCAAGACUCUAAUUAAGUGAGAGUCUUUGAUGUAUGCAUAUGUCCACUACAGACAUUGGUAAAUGUUAUUCACAAGCAAUUCCAACUGAGUGCCAAAAUUGAAUAUGAUGGAUACUUAAAAGCACCGUGGAUAGGUCAGUUAAAACAAGAACAGAGCGCAUAGAAAUGAAUGUCAACGCGUUUUAAGUGCGCUCAGCUCUCGCUGCUGGUGGCCCAUAAAAGAAUCAGGGCCGGAACGUGACUUUUGGUGCAAGUAAAUUGAAGCCGCAGAGCGAUAAAAAAGUGCAAUGCCAACCUGAGCGUAAUUCGUUAGCGAAAUCAAACAGAUAAAAAAAUAUUUAUAUAUAUAUACAUAUAUAUAUCGUUUGUCCAUGGCGGCCACUUCAGCUGCAUCAGGAAUGGGCGCAGCCAGGGGACUGCAUCAUCUAUCCUGCCCGGCAAUUUGGAUGCUGCUGCUGCCACUGCUUGCCGCAGCUGCGACGGCAGCCCCUACAUCAACGACGACCGCGGAUCGUCGUCGGUGCGCACACAAAGGCAUCGCAGAGCUGAUUCGCACCAGUCCGGUAAUUGUCAAAGCUCUGGCAGCUCGCAUCUUCACCGAUGCCGAACUGGCCGAACAGGCGGUGGACACGGCCUUUGCAUCGCAGGCUGCCACAAUUUUAAUAACAUUAACUCCUGAAACGAUAUACAAAGGCGCAUCGCUGCUCAAAAUGGCCAAUGGCGCCGCUGCUGGCAGCCUGGGCGCCGACGGCUCUGCAUCCAGCGGAGCGCGACGAGGCGGGCUUUUCAGCGGCUCCAAUGCUUGGAGUGGGAGCGGUUCAGCCUAUCAGUAUGCGGGGCAACUGAAUGCCACAUUGCAGCCGCUGCAAUGCUUCGAUGCUAAUAUGCUGAAAAUGUUGCCCACGGAAUUAAUUGCUUUUGGCAAAUUACUGCCUGCCUCAGCGGUAACUGGCACCGGCUUCCCAGGCAGCCCGGGGGGCGCAGCUGUGGCCUCCAGACAGAUGCAGCGACCGCCGCAGGGAUCAGGCUUGGGUGGUGCCGUUGACAUGGCCAACGACAAGGAUGUGCUGCAUAUCAGCGUCAACGGGCUGCAUCGUUGGACGCCGCAAUUCGAGAAUCAUAUCUGGAAGCAUUUGGGCUGGGACGAUUGGAGCGAUUUUACGCUUUGCAGCGUCACCUGCGGCAAAGGUGUGCAGCAGCGUUUCCGUCGCUGUCUGCUGGACAAUCCACUGGUGAACAUUAACAUGAAUAUGAAUCUGAAUCUGAAUCUGGACGAUGACGACGCGAUCGAAGAGGAGGAGGAGGUGGCAGAGGAGGAGCAGUUGGAUGUCGAGGACGCUGACGAGGCGAAUAAUGAUGCAGCAGAGACAACGACAGCGGCAGCAGCAGCAGCAGCAACAGCAACAGCAGCCACAUUGAAUGCUGAUAAUAAUGAAGUGCUCAGUCAGGACGACUUUGCCAGUGCGGGUGGAACAGAGGACGAGCCAGAGGAUACGCUGCUGCUGAUGAUGCAACCAGCAGCAGCUGUUGACCUCCCACUCGACCCAACGAAGCAGCAGUCGAUGAGCACCCAGACAACGACAACAGCAACUGCAACUGCAAAUGCAGCAGCAGCAGCAGCAGCAGCAACUGGGCCAACAAGCGGCGGUAAUGAAGCGACAGGCACAGGUGUCAGCUUUGUGGCAGUUGCACGUAAUGACCGUCGCAGGACACGUGCAAAUAAUCAGCACAAAAAACGCAAAGUGACCAAGAGCCUAGCCCUAUCCACACUGCUAUGCGAGGGCUACAACAUCGAGCAGCGCAACUGCAACAGUUUCGAGUGUAGCGAUGAUAUCAGCGAUUUGCUCAAGUUCUACAAGAAGCUACCCAUGCCCGUCGCUGAGGAGCUGCCAACUGUCGCCAGCUACGACAAUUCGCCAGCUGAGUUCUCAGAGCUGACAACACCCGUUUCUGUGGGCGUGCCCUCCUCGUCCACGCCCGCAAAUAUGGGCUACAUACGCAGCUGGCGGAAUAUGCUGAACUUCACAUUGAUGAUCACUCUGAGAGCAAAGAAUGAUACGAAAAAUGCCUCGACACUUUUCUCCAUACGCAACGGGACACACAAUUUGUAUCUGGAGGCCUGCAAGGAUGGACUCCGUUUGUAUCUGGAGCGCGACAAUACAACGGAAAUGUUGCCGGUGAAAUUCAAUUUAUAUGAUUAUCGUUGGCAUCAAGUGGCUAUCAGCAUACAAAAUGGCGAUUUCAUAUCGAUUUACGUCGAUUGCUUGUGGACAAACAGUUUUGUUGUCUCAAAGCGACUGUUUACGCUGCCCCUGGACGCGGAUGUGGAAAUUGGACGCGGCUUUAAUGGGGAGCUGCAACAGUUGCUGGUACUGCCGGAGCACCAAGAGCGGCUGCAGUGCAGCAACAAGAGGACAUCUAUUAACGAGGUGAAGCGCUACAUUAUCGACACAUUCAUCGAGGACUAUGCCAGCAAUUGAGGCGUGACGACAUUUAUAUAUGCAUGGUAAACACAGCCUAUACAAUGCCAAUAACAGGAGCCAAAUCAAAUGAGAAUCGUAAAUGUAUUUGAGUUGCAAACAUGUGAAUGUGUAAUGAAUAAUGCAAAUCAUUUUGAAUGCGGCAUUCAAAUUCAAUGGCUAGAAAUUUCAGUCUAUAAAACUACACAUAAAUAUGCAAAAGCAUUGAUAUAUAUAAACACACUACAUAUAUACAUAAAUAUAUAUUGUGAUUGAUGUUUCCUAGCAGCGCAUUCAAGUAUUGUAAAUUAUGCUCUCGUGUGUGUGUUUGUGUGUGUGUUAUUUUGUAAUUAUAAAUGCACCCACAGUAUACGCACGAGUGUUUAUCAAGUACUCACCGUAGUAUGAACACAAUUACGAUUAAUGCUUACGAUAUUGCACUAUAUUACACAUGAACACAUGUAUGUGAAUGCCAAAAAAAUGUAUUUGUAAUAAUUUAAGUUGAUUUGACAAAAAACAAUAAUUAUAAUGCAAAAAAGGAACGAAAUAGUAAAAUCAAAAAAAAAAAAAAAUAACCUAUUAUUAUAUUCAUGUAAAAUGUGCGGCAAAUUGCGUAAAUGUAAUAUCGAAUAUGAUAUAAAAA